GCAGCCAGUCUUUCAGAAGCCUUUGAAAUAGGAAGUGACCAGGGGCUUUUCUAAGGCACCAGGGCUUAGCCCAGAGACAUCCAUGCAUGUGUCAGAAUACACAGGAUACACUUCAAAUAAAAUAUGUUUAAAAGUUACAUUAGCAAAAAGAUAAAUAUAUGUAAACCCGCAGGGCUCUGUUAGCCUACACAUAUUUGUAAGGAGCUCCUGAAUGCAUGUACACUGCAUUUACACUUAGUCUUGAUGUGCACAAGUCAUGGUAAUAAAAACAUUUGGGGCUUCAGCCCCCUCAGCCCACCCCUAGCACCACCCUGGAAGUGACCAAACUAUCUCAAAAGAAUCACGCUCAGCCAGAUAUAGGGGGAAGGAAGCUCUAGGAUAUUUAACACUUCAAUCUUCUUCUGUUGACCUCAGGCACCAUUUAAGGACACAACAUUAAGCUCUGAACUUCGAUGCAGAGAUGGCUUUCUGGAGCUGUUUGCUGUCACUGUUUCUCUGGCUCAGAGUGUCACUUACUGCUGGGGAAUGGAGUGCUGAAAUGCCGAAAUCAGUGGUGGGUUUGUCUGGAUCAUGUGUGGUGAUUCCCUGUACUUUCAGCUACCCUGCAAAUGGAAAAACAUACACAGAAUUUACAGGGGUUUGGUACAAAGGAUAUUAUGAAUUAACAGUAUACCAUACAGACACCUCAAAAAUCAGUGAUGCAUUCCAAGGUCGCACUAGACUCACUGGUGAUUUGCGCCAAAAUGACUGUUCUUUGAAAAUCAGCUCUCUGAGCAGCAGUGACACUGGACCAUUUAUGUUCCGGAUUGAGAUUAAAGAUCUGGACAAGUUCACCUAUGACCAGAAUAAAACUUCAGUAACAGUUAACGAAACACCAGAGAUUCCUGUCGUCUCUGUGGAAGAGGAAGUGACAUCAGUGAAACCGGUGACUGCUACCUGUGCCGUGUUUCAUUCCUGUCCCUCAGACCUGCCUCGUGUCAGCUGGAACCACAACGGCACACACUCGAGCCUAUCACAGCCGCAAAAUCCCGGUCACUUGAGGCUUACAUUGUACACCCUGACCUUCACCCCUUCUAGAGAAGACCAUAAUAAACAUCUCAGCUGCUCUGCAGAGUAUAAAGUGAAGACUGUGACAAACUACAAAACACUCAAAGUUAAAUAUCCUCCAUAUGAUGUAAAAGUGGUUUCUAAACCCUCAGUGAAGGAGAAUGACUCUGUUGAACUGACCUGCUCCAGUGACAGCAACCCUCCUGCAAACAGCUACCAGUGGUUCAGCUCAAAUGGGAUUUUGUUAGGAAACAAACAUACUCACAGACUGGAGAGAGUAUCUCGACAUACUGAGGCCAUGUCCUGUACAGCCAUUAACACAGAGGGAAAAAACAGUUCUGGUCCACGGAAAAUUAAUGUGCUGUAUCCUCCAUAUAACGUAAACGUGGUCACUAAUCACUCAGUGAAGGAGAAUGACUCUGUUGAACUGACCUGCUCUAGUAACAGCAACCCUCCUGCAAACAGCUACCAGUGGUUCAGCUCAAAUGGGAUUUUGUUAGGAAACAAACAUACUCACAGACUGGAGAGAGUAUCUCGACAUACUGAGGCCAUUUCCUGUACAGCCAUUAACACAGAGGGAAAAAACUGCUCUGGUUUACAGAAACUUAAUAUACUGUAUCCUCCUGAGAUUAAAAGUGAAUCUUCUUGCCAGACUAAGAUUUUGACCGUCUGUGUCUGUAAUGUGGACUCCAACCCUCCCAGUGAAGUCAAGUGGUUUGAUCCAGAUUCCUCGGAAACCUUCUCCAGCACCAGCAUUAAACAAACUGAGUCUCUUACCAUAUUCACCCUACAGGGUUGGCUGGGUUUCCCUGAGACUGUCCAGUGCUUUGCCAAUAACAUUCUGGGAAAUUCUUCCAUAACUUUAGAAGCUCCUCAAAAUGGCAUAAUAAUACACAUUGCUGUUGCAUCUGCUGCAGUUGUUUUAGUCUGCAUUGUAGUGUAUGUUGUGAGAAAACGCUGGACCACAUCACUGCAGAUUGAUGGUGCUCGUUUUGGUCACCCACUACUAUAACGCCAACAGUCAUGUCCUUGAUGAAUUCCGCUUGAGAACCUGUGUGCUUUGAUAAAAACAAAGGGAAGCAUUAAAAUAUGCCUUACAAUAUUAACAGUCACAGACUCAAAUAAAUGUGCACUUAUAAAGUAAAUAAAUUCACUUACAAGUUGUCCAA
Messenger RNA from Cyprinus carpio (common carp), 2216 nucleotides. RefSeq names its product myelin-associated glycoprotein-like. The transcript is spliced from 9 exons. The record is from RefSeq and is a predicted model, not a curated record. Bases 461 to 2059 code for a protein of 532 amino acids. NCBI's taxonomy places the organism in Eukaryota, Metazoa, Chordata, Actinopteri, Cypriniformes, Cyprinidae.